Messenger RNA from Hypanus sabinus (Atlantic stingray), 9061 nucleotides. RefSeq names its product centrosomal protein of 170 kDa protein B-like. The transcript has 22 exons. The record is from RefSeq and is a predicted model, not a curated record. NCBI's taxonomy places the organism in Eukaryota, Metazoa, Chordata, Chondrichthyes, Myliobatiformes, Dasyatidae. Bases 404 to 5548 code for a protein of 1714 amino acids. Gene Ontology annotation, molecular function: protein binding.
GGAACCUGGUGGUGGCGGCGGGGGUGGGCAGGGAGCAGGGCAGCCGGGAGAUGAGGCGGCGGCGGCGGCGCGGUACCUGAGCCUCCCGGUAGAAGAUGGUCGUGGGGAAAAGGCGACGAUCAGAGAGGAAGGCUUGGAUGUUUUCCCCUUUCAUUUUUGAAACAGCCCAGAUUUCCUAAAUGAAUGAAGCGAAAUACCAAUUGCGCUAGGAUUGUAUAAAUUCUGGAGAAUCAUAGAUUUUGCAGCCUUUCCUCCCUAAGCAACCAAACUGGAAAAUAUUGCUGGAUAUCCAAGAUUAGUUUCAAGACAGUAAUCUUCUCUAUGCUUUAAGUAUUUCAAGACUCUGGAAGAGAAUUGUGUGCAUCAUGUUGAAUUGUGGAAAUUAGGUGCCAAAACACCAAGAAUGAGUGUCACUUCGUGGUUCCUGGUGAGCAGCUGUGGCUCUCGCCACCGACUCCCAAAAGAAAUGAUUUUUGUUGGGCGAGAAGAUUGUGAACUAAUGCUUCAGUCUCGCAGUGUAGACAAGCAACAUGCAGUAAUCAACUAUGACACAGCAACAGAUGAGCAUCGGGUAAAGGACCUUGGAAGUCUAAAUGGGACGUUUGUAAAUGAUGUGAGGAUUCCUGACCAAAUUUACGUAACACUAAAAGUGAAUGACACUGUUCGAUUUGGAUAUGAUUCUAACAUGUAUAUGUUGGAAAAAAGUACUCACAGAGUUCCUGAAGAAGCCCUAAAGCAUGAGAAAUACACCAGUCAGCUUCAGAUACACGUGAAAGCAGCAGAAGAUAAGAAAGUGGAACAAUCUGAUAUGGUGCAGGACCACUCAAGUACAAAAUUGGAGUCACCAAGGCAAAAUCUUGAAAAGACUGAAAAGAAAGAUGGUGGCACGAUUAGACCCACUCCUCUGUAUGGCCAACCAUCGUGGUGGGGAGAUGAUGAUGUGGAUAACAAAGGAGAAAGAGGUGAAUUGAAGAAAACUGAUUCCAUGAAAGAUAAUUCCAAAGAAAUCCCACGAAGUGAACAGGAAAUUAAUGGAAACCUUCCAGAUUAUAAAGAUUUUGGAGAUAAAUCUGUCUAUUCAUUCCGAAGGGAGCCCAGCUACUUUGAAAUUCCAACAAAAGAAUUUCAACAGCCGUCCAAGUCUCCGGACAGUGAAGUUCAUGAAAUUCCAACAAAGGACACUGAUACAAUUCCGUCUCCGCGAGUUCAUAGUCAUGCUUCCUUUACUAUUGAGUUUGAUGAUUGCACACCAGGCAAAAUGAAAAUAAAGGAUCAUGUGACCAAAUUUCCUUUGAGACAGAAAAAGGCUCAACAGUUAGAAAAAGUCCCUGUACAAGGUGAUGCACUGUCAGCAGAGAAUAAAGUGGUUGAUUGGCUGGUUCAGAAUGACCCAAGUUUGUUGCUGAAAAGGCAGACACCAAGGGAUAUUUACAGCACCAAGAGUGAUCAACAGGUUCAUAUAAAGACACUAAAAGGUUGUAGACAUGAAGAUGGUACUCAAAGUGACUCCGAAAAUCAAAUUGCUCCUAAACAACAGGAAAAGGGAGACUCAUCCCUGGAUUCACCUCCAAGGCAAAUACAGAUUUACAGUGAUGGUAAAAUGUAUGAACUCCAACAUGACCAACAAGAUAUGCCCGUGGGUCAACAAGCUUUUGUUAUUGAAUUCUUUGAUGAUGAUAAUCCUCGUAAACGUAGAGCACACUCUUUUACUCAAAAUGCAAAUGCCAUGCACAAUGAUUCUUAUAUCGCUCUUAGAGCUAAACUAGAAAAGCGUAAAGGCACCUCAACCAGUGAGAAAGUGUCAGUACAGCAAGCACACUCUUUAGUGCAAAUGAGCAAGCCUACAGCUAGUUCAUCACUUCCCCAAAGGUCUAAUUCACUGAAGAGGGAAAAGACUGAAGAACGAUUUAGCACCUCUGCUUCUUCUAGCUGCAAAGGUUCACUUCGGAGUUUUGGGAGUGUGGGCCGAAAGAGUAAACUCAGCCAGGAGUUUGCUGCUGAGCUGUUGAAAGAAACUGCAAAAAGUGUUAAGGUGGAUAAACCUCCAGAUCCUAUUCCUGUGGCAGUUACACGUGUGCCGGUGUCACCUCCUUCACCAGAGACAUUGGUAUCACCAUUAACACCUACAACAAAGGCAUCCUCAAAGCCAGCAGAUUCACCAAAGCCAAACUCCAGACAGGGUGAUCAAGAUAGUUUAAGUGACACUGGCACAUAUACUAUUGAAACAGAUACACAAGACAAAGAGGUUGAAGAGGCUCGGAAAAUGAUUGAUCAGGUAUUUGGUGUUUUUGAAUCACCUGACUUUACUGGAAUUAAUUCAGAAAUUUAUAGACCUGUAAUCGGUGGCAAAGAUUCUCCUACACAAAGGGAUGAGGAUAAUAUAUGUUAUCAAAAUACUAGCACUAUUUACCAGCAAGCACCUACGUUACAGGCAAAUCGCACUACAGCCAUUACUGGCUCUGAUACUGUGCCACAGAUGCGUCCUGUUGGCCCCAUAGCCCAUGGAAAGCAGAAGUGGGUCUCGAGGUGGGCAAGUCUUGCUGAUGGCUAUAAUGGUUCUGUGCCAAUUAGUGGAAUCCAUGACCUUCAACAGGGAAAAGAUGCAGCUAUAGUUGAUAUUGGAAUUUACGGCAAGAGUGUCGAAACUCUAGAUUCAGAUGCAGCGUCAACAACUAGUCAGUCAUCUCGAAAACGUCGGACUCUCCCACAAUUGCCACCCAGUGAAAAACUUGAUACUCCAAGAUCAAAAGAUUACCUUCAGCCACGUUCUCCUCCUAGCUCGGAAUCAAUAAAGAAAUUAGAAAUGGAUUUGCGCUCCUUUCCACAGCCUCAGGAAAAAUUGUUUAUUUGUGAAGACAAAGACUUGGACCCUGACAGUCUGAGUGAUGAUGAUAAGUCUGACGAUUCUUCCCAUGUUACAAAAGGGAAGAGUAGGAAGUAUAGAAUUUCCCGGGUUACUAGAAGAAUACACCAAGAGCAUACAUGGAAUGAUCAGGGAACAUUUGACAUAUCUGAAGGUGUAUCACAGAUGACUGAUGCAUACACACAAAGUACAGCCAAAGAGCAUUUAGACUCUAAAAGUGGCAAUAAAUGCUUCUCAGAGCAUGAUCUGAAAUCUUCCUAUAGUAGCACGAAAGAAAAAAAAUCAGAAAGCUCCACUAAACAAACUUCAGUGACCAAAAUGACAUUAGCGAGCUUUGAGAGAAAGAUGAAAGAACAAGAGUUUAGCUCAAAAUCUUGCAAUAUUUCAUCCUCUACAAGAUGGUCAACUGUCCCAGAUACUAGCAAGGCUGCUGUGGAAAGCACGGAUGCAAUCAGCACCACAAGUAAAACAACUCAAAUAAACAAUAGAAGCCCUUCCCAGGAAAGAAAAAAGACUUCAACAAAAGAUUCUCGAGUAUCUGUUAUCAGACAAGAAAGUUUUACUAAAGACAGACCAAGUAUUGAUACUGCAACAUAUAAAAUUCCUAAUAUUUCAAGCCGUUUGUCAGUUAAAGAUCAUGCAAGAGCCUCCCACAGGACAGAAUGCACAGAGGACACGCAUCUCAUUCUGAAAGAUACAGAAGCUGCAAUGGCAGCCUUAGAAGCACGACUCCAUUCUCAAGAUAUCCAUAUUAGUCAACAAGAAAGUAGUUCCCAUAUCCAAGGUGAUUCCUACUCUGGAGAAUCAGAUAAUGAUACAACAAGUUCUGUCAGUUUGAAAAGUAAGAAUACCACUAGUUCUGUGCAGAAACAGAAGAAGAUCAGUAGCACGCCCAAAGGGAAAGCAGCUGCAUCAGUUCAAGACCAUCCACACCAAGCUAAUGCUCGGGAACGACUGUCUGAGAAACGCCGAGGCCAGCUUCUGGAUACAGCCAAUAAACCAGACUACAGUCGCCGUUUCCAGCUGAAACGCAGCACAGGAUCACGUGGCUCCACAGAUUUCACAGAUGACGAGAGGUCUUCUAGCCUUCCAUAUUUACCGAUAACCGAUGCACACUCUUCUGACCAGGAGCAUUCUCAGACCAGUAAAACUCAACUGCGUAAAAAGUUUUCUGGUUCUCUGCGCAUAAAGGAGGACUUGAACAAAUCAGCAAAGGGUUCAAUACAAACAACACUAACCCGUUCAAACAGCCUUUCAACACCCAGGCCAACCAGAGCAUCCCUGCUGCGCCGUGCUCGCCUUGGAGAUGCUUCAGAUAAUGAGAGUGCUGAUGUGGACAAAGUUUCCUUGGCUUCAGAACUGUCCACGACAAGCUCUACAUCUUCAAAACAACCAGCUGAUAAAAAACUGUCACGGCUUGAUAUGCUGGCUUUGCCCCGGAAACGCACAGGCUCACUCACUGUAAAUAGUGACACGGAAACUUCGGUGCUGAGGAGCAGUUUUAGUGCAAGAAGCGUUGAUGUAACUGCUACUAGUCGCAAGUCCAUCAGUGCUGAUGCUAAAGCAGCAGCUAAGAAAGUUACUGCAAGCACAGCAAAACAAACAAGAGUCCGUGGUAAUGGUACAAAGUCAGUUUCUAACUCAAGAUGGAGACAGCAAACAUCAGAUUACACUUCUACUUCAGAGGAGGAGUAUAACUCAAAUCACACUUCUCCUAAACACAACCGCUUAAAUGCCUCAACAGCUACCCACAGCAACAGAUCCCAGUCUUCCCAUUCAGGAAGAACAAGACAGAAUAUGAACGAUGUUGAUGAUCCUUAUGAAAACUGGACUACCCACAGUGCAGAAAUUGCAAGACUCAGCCAAGAUCUAGCUAAAGAUCUGGCAAUCCUUGCCAGAGAGAUUCAUGACGUGGCAGGAGAUGGAGAUUCCUUACCACCUACAUCUGCCCUCAGCUCUACAAUUUCAGCCAGGGAAGAGAUUCCAAAGUCAUCAUCAAAGACAUCCCGUAACUCACAGUUGGUGCAGCACAUUCCUGAAGCAAGUCUGAACUUCCAGAAGGUUCCUCCAGAAUCUUCGGGAAUUAGAAAAGAUUUGGAUCAAAAUAUGAAUGAUAGCAAAGAUCCAGAUUCAAAAAGAAGAACCUGGAACAGAGAAGAGGUCAUUCUGGAUAAUCUGAUGUGGAAUUCAGUUUCCCAGCUGUCACAGUUUAUACGAGAAAAUAUGGAACAGACUGCAGCAAAAAUAAAAAUUCUGUUCCAAAAUAAAGACAGAAAUUGGGAAGACAUUGAGGCUAAAAUAAACUCUGAAAAUGAAGUACCAAUUCUCAAAACAUCAAAUAAGGAAAUCUCUUCUAUUUUUAAAGACUUGAGAAGAGUUCAGAAACAAUUAGAUGUAAUCAAUACAAUCAUAGACCCCGAUGGAUCUCUGGAUGCCUUGACUGCUAAUCAAGUGCCACCAAGUUCUGCUUCAGCUAUGAAGAUGAAAGAAAGGACUGUUAAUACAAUGAUCUCCUCAAAAGAUUUGCCUAAAUCACCAACGCAGAUACCGAUGGUAUACACCCAGCAGGGCUCCAAACCACCUCAGAUGUCAUCUGACCCGGACAGCAUUGACUCUGACACUGAGUGUAAUACUCAGUAUACCAUGGUAGAGCCAAAUAUGGAAGAUGCCAUUACAAUGCUUUGAAAGAGCAUGUUUUGUCUUGGCCAUUAUUGCGCCAGUGUGUAUUGUCAUUGUUGCAAUGUGAGGGUGAUUGUGGGAAAAAACUGUAUAAAAUAAUAUUGUGACUGAUAUAUUGCACAGAAAGAGCUUUUUGGAAAAAAAAUGGAAAUUAGCAAAAAAAAACUUAGCUAGGCUGCAAAACACUGUGGCAAUGUAAAUUCAGCAUACGUGCAAAAUGGAAUGUGACUGAAGUCGAAAACAUUUGAGUUCUUGACUAAGGCGUGCCAUUUGAAUACUACAGUAUAACUGCUGUGCACUGAAGAACAUUCUAGUUCCACAAGUUCCGUUUUGCAUGUCAAGUUCAGCACAAACUUAAUGAUUGAACAAUGGCUCCAUAUUUAGCAAGUUACUACAUUCUUAGUAUUCUUUUGCUUUUUAUAACAUGAUAUAAUAUGGACAGACUGAUAUUUAACACAGUGGUGUUUUCAAUAUUGGUUAAUCAUUUUGUGAGGGAGAAAUCAAUCAUUGUGCUCUAACCUAAUCUUUAUUUUCUUGUAAACACGUAAUAGUUAAAUAGCUGUAUUCAGAUCAAGUAUGUGGUAUAAUUUCGUCACAUCAGUACUAUGCAUGAAUACAUAAGGUUUUUCUAAUCCUUGAUAAUGUUGAGCAGCCUUUAAUUUUGUGGGAGGAAACCCAUACACAUCACCUCAAUAACACGACAGUUCUAAAGCUUCCAGACAGUUUUCUAAUUUAAAUUAUAACCAAUUCAAACUAACACAACCUCCUCAGCCAGUAAAUUCUGCAAGAGCAAAUUGGGACUUUCCAACCAGAAAAUAGUAACGCACAAACAUAACUUAUACUUUAAAAUGUUAUGGUUUAGCUAGGAAAGCAUUGCAUUUGGAACUGUUUUCAGUUAUAUGUGCUUCAGCUGAGUUUUUUUUUCUCAAGCUGUUCUUUUAACAUGCUUACUUUUGCCUUUCAUAUUAUCCUCUUUUCAGCUGGGAGUGCACACACCCAUCCAUGAACUUCCCCAUAAUUAUAGCUAAUUCCACCAGCGCAUGGCAUGCCUUCUCUACUGAUCUAACAUGCCAAUGACCACAGAACUCUUUCAUAGGGAAGAAUUUGCCUUUGUGAUAUUUGUGGUUCAGAUAGCUUGCAUGAAGGUUUAGAAUAGUAAUAUUAGAGCUGUCAAAGAGUCAGAUAAGGUAAAUGACUAAAAAUGAUGCUGAUUUUUGGAGAAGUUACAUUAAUAUUUAAAAAAUAUUUCUCCUUUAUUGACAGAAGCAUUAAUGAUGCCUAUGGUUGUGCUGCUGAGCUUCAGAAACUUAGUGCACAAGCUCUAGAGCUGAUAAACCAAGCAAAAAUCAUUAAAAUUGAAAAUACCAUAAACGGUACAAAUAUGAAACAUGCACAGGACAAAGGCAUUAAAAUAUUAAUUCAGUACAAAUAUCCUUAUAUGCCGCACUGUACUACCAAUAUAUUGCAUAAAUAACAGCAACAAUGUUCUGUGAUAACUGGAAUGAUAAAAAUGAUAAAGUAGCACAUCCCCAUCUUUGUAAUUGUGCUACUUAUUUCAGAGACUUGGUUUUUAAGAAGUUUGACCUCCUUACUGAAGAUUAACCCAUCUAACACAAAACCAAAACCAAAGAUCUUAGCUUUUCACCUACAUUUUCUUUGAAUUCACUCUUUCGCAUCAGUUGGUUUAAUACAACUUCCAAAGGUUUAUGGAUCAGUUCUCACAAUAAUUAGCCGCCUUCAUUUUAUCAUUUCCUAAGAUGUUAGUUAAUGAACAAAUGACAGUGUGAGGCUACCUAUUGUACACAACAAAAUGGAUGAGUAUAAUUGUGGCAUCUGUAUACUAACUGCCCAUUAUGCCAUUGGCGUUUAGGGCAGCAAUGAAGAUCCUCCAUUUCUGUUUGUCCUUGGCCAUCUUUUGGUCUUGCCAGUGUUCAGGGCAUCCUUCAUGAUACCAAUAGCUUCCCCUCAGUUUUCACUGCGUAUGCAAGUCCCAGGUGUAGACUCAGGAACACCGUCGCACACAGAUUUAGAAAGAUUCUUCAUUGCUGUUUCUGUAACAAUUGUGUCUGACCGGUCAGAGUUGUUAGACCAGAGAUGAACCCCCCAAAAUUAGAGGACUGGUGGACUGCUCUUUGUCUGGCCUCCACACUUUGACCUGUUUGGCAUGGGUCCCGACCAAGAGCCCUGACUCCAGCCAACAUAGCUCUCCAGGUCACUGAGGCACACAACCUUCCAAACCACAAGGUUGCGACCUUCUUAGAAGGGUAUCUGUAUACUUUGUCAGUUAUGUGCAUGUGACUGCCUGUUCCUGUUUCUAAGCUGCAUAUGUUGUUUCAGCGUAUGUUUAACUACUCGCCAUAAAAACAAUAAGCUGGUGGCAUGGCAGCAAACAAUUAACAAUGACUAAUGUUUAAUGUGCACAGCACCUAUGAUGUCAAAUCCCCUGCAUUUCUUCCUGGAGUUCAGCUUUUGGUCUGCAUCCACCUUUUAUGUAGUGUGUACUGUAGGUAUCUGUGUGAGAAUUUGAAUACAAGAUUUACUUUCUUUUGUUUGUGGAGUUGACUAGUAAUUGUCUUCCACUUGCAGAUUAUAAUUUUAAAUGGUUAAAGAACAGUGAAGCUAUAUUAUCCAAACUUCAGUUCCUUUUCUAUUUAUUUGCUGCAAAUAAUUCUGUUUUUAGAAAGGAAGUAUGCUUCAGCCUUUAGGUUUAGUCCUGAUUUGACUGAUUGCUCUCAGCAAGUACACUGGUCUUAUGGGGGAAAAAUAUUGUCACCUCUUUUCACUGAAAAUUAAAUCAAUAGCAGAAUUACAGGUCUCUUACAGCAGUACAUGAACAUUUUAUUGUAUGUUGCUUAAGUAGUGGCUCUUGUAUGUUCAUAAGUUAAAUUUUAUGGGGACUUUGCUAUUUUAAUUGUUGACAAAUAACAAAUUUUGCCAAGCAGUUUGAAAGAUUCUGAAUUAGAAGCUGAUAUCUUAAAUGAUUAGUUAAUUUAAUAAUCAGACGUAGUAUGCUUACACUAAAUUUUUGUAAAUGUAGAAAUAUGUAAUUCCUUCAAUAUUGUUGUACACUGUUCAUAAGUAAUGUCCUGUGCUAAAAUGUCUUAAGCACUUGUUGCUAGCCUGCUGAAACUGUACUUUUUCUUGAGUGGCACAUUUAUUAUUUUACUUGUAACAAACUCUAUUUAAAUGAGAAAUACCAACUGUGCAGUUUUGAUUUCUAACUGGAUCAUGCCAAUUUUGGAAUAUUGUAUUUCUGUACACACUCCAGCUUUCCAUUUGUUGUAUAUUUCACUUUUGCACAAUUGUAUAAAGCUGAAUAUACUCGGCUUUCUUCCAUUUUUGGCCAGUUUCAAAGGAGUAAUUUAUUUUGUUGCCUUAUAAUGAAUAUCAUGUGUAAAUUUUGUUGAAAUGAAAGCAUUUGAUUGUUAAAUUGUUUUGCACAGUAGUAUAACUUUUAAAUUCUAUUUAAUUUUUCCAUAGAAUGUAACUACAAUAAACCAUUCUACAUAGUGAAAUGUU